GAGGAGAAAAGUGACGCAACAUCUCUUCCGGAGCACGUAUUAUGGAAGGCUGCUCGGGUUGGGAAGGAUGGGGCUGUCGUUGAAGCGGUCCAAACUGUUUAUGACGAAUGUGAGACUUUAUCCCAAACCGUACCUUCAACCGAGGUCCAGGAUUGCAGGAGCGUACUUAGUCGAGUACUAAAUGUUCCUGAGUAUUCCGGUCGUGUGAGGGGUAAGGGUUUUGGUGUGACUCCGUCGUCAUUUUAUAAAAAACCAAAAAUAAAAAAUCCUACCAACAAAGAGGUGAUGGAGACCUUGGCGGAGUUAAGGGCACAAGUACUCCAACUGCAAAACGAGAAUGCAAGGUAUAGAGAGGAAAGGUGCGCCUCCGAGGCAAAAGAUACUAGUGACCGAGUUAGUAUCAAUUGUCAACCGAAAUUUCCCGAGGGCAUUUCACCUUGUCAGCUGUAUCUAUCGUCACCAACUUAUCGCAUGGUUGGCAAGGGAAAAGUGAACAACACUUCGGGUGAAUUACUUCACCAUAAUCCCCUCCCGGUGGGAUAUAUGAAAGUUUCGGUUGACCUUGUAUUAGAUACCGACGCGCUUCUACCAUUACCUGACGUUGUUUCAGAGACAACGUUGAUGCGAGAAAUAGUCGGAUCCUUUGUUGGAUGGCCGUCAGAUCUAAUUUUCCCAGAUGCCGAGGUAUAUAUGUUCUAAAUGAUUAUGAAUCUUUAGUAUUCACAUUUCAAUUCAGCUACAAUUAUGAUAUUUAAUCAAUCCUUAUUACAUGGUAAUGUUAGACUCCUACAAGACCCACGCAUAAAGC
Molecule: messenger RNA, 808 nt
Organism: Lathyrus oleraceus (garden pea)
Lineage: Eukaryota; Viridiplantae; Streptophyta; Magnoliopsida; Fabales; Fabaceae
Exons: 3
Coding region: 286-699 (137 amino acids)
Source: RefSeq, a predicted model, not a curated record